Plectropomus leopardus (leopard coralgrouper) is the source of this 822-nucleotide messenger RNA. NCBI's taxonomy places the organism in Eukaryota, Metazoa, Chordata, Actinopteri, Perciformes, Serranidae. The record is from RefSeq and is a predicted model, not a curated record.
AUGUCUUGUUCACAGUCUGCUACAAAGACAGGAUUGCCCAGAGAGGUCGUUAAAUGGCUACAAAGCCUCGACUUGACGUUUUAUCCGAAGAAUGUGCGCAGAGAUUUUUCCAACGGUUACCUUGUUGCAGAGAUAUUGUCUCAUUAUUACUCCAAAGACUUUCCAAUGCAUUCAUAUGACAAAGGAACAUCACUUUCUGCUAAACAGAGGAACUGGAGUCAAAUAGAGAGGUCGUUACAGAAGCAGAAUCUGCAUUUGAUGAAAGAGGUUGUUGAUGGAGCAAUCCACUGUAAACCAGGAGCAGCUGAACUGUUGGUGCAGGAGCUUUAUACUAUUUUAACAAACCGAAGCAUCAGAGAUGUUCAAGGCCCAGUGUCAGACUUCACUGACCGAGAGUACCAGGAGCUUCUGCCCACAGUGGCCCGCUCCACGGCCUCCAGGGCCAUCAAGAACAACCUGAGGAUAACAGAGAUCAUGGCUGAGCCCGACAUCAGCACAAACCAGAGGAAGGCACAAAUGAUCCUCCACAGACACCUGGAGCACAAGGCUGCAGAGAGGGUGCUCAACCCCGGACGUUUUAAAUUGAAGCCUGAUCCGGGUGGGCCGGCAGCCAAAAAUCUUGUGCCUGGAGACUCUACAUUAAGUGAGUCUUGUAUUCUCUGAACAUGGAGUGGAGCUGCUGUUUCCUUUAAGGAGAUUAAGGUGCACCAGCCUGUCAGACGCUCCCUGGUUAACUAUUAAAGGAGCUGGAUAAAGAUAUGUGCUCUAUUGAUGCAUUGUGUAGUUCUCACAUGAUGUUUUGAUGUGCAUUUCACAGUUAUU